This is a messenger RNA of Drosophila mojavensis, 1042 nucleotides long. Its product is annotated as ras-interacting protein RIP3. NCBI's taxonomy places the organism in Eukaryota, Metazoa, Arthropoda, Insecta, Diptera, Drosophilidae. Bases 233 to 952 code for a protein of 239 amino acids. The transcript has a single exon. The record is from RefSeq and is a predicted model, not a curated record.
AAAAUUUUAAUAUUUCUAGACAUUUCUUUGCUGCUUUAUUAAACAAAUAAUGUGGAUAAACUUAAAUUCAUACUAUUAUUAAAUGAGAUUAUUCAAAUAAGUAUUUAAUAAGAUUGGUAUAUUCUUCCCAUCGAAACUCAUCUUCAAAAUAAUCGACGAUUUGCAUACAUUGCAUCUCUAUCUCUAGCUGACGCUAGGUCAAGUUGACAUUGUAAAGAAUUUCUGCACGAAAAUGUCGUAUUUAUUAACUGAAAUCGCCCUUGAAAUGCUGGGCUAUAAGUUUUACGAUACAAAUGGUGUAUUCCAUUUAAUCAACUUUCAACAAUCGACAGAAUCUGCCCAAUCCGAGGGACAGACACAUCCACAAGAACCCUCCUUAUCGGAGUUUAUUGAUAGGCCAACCGACGCGGAAUCCGAGAAGAAUAAUAGACAAAAGGCACACGACCAGGCACAGCCAUCAACUGUUCCCUCAACCAUACAACUGCGCGGCGCUCCCGUUCGUGCAUUGGCUAAAAUGAUGGAAUUCCAGAACGACAAACAGCAGCAACAGGCACAGAAGCAACAAACACAACCGCAGCCGCAAGUGCAGCCCCAGCAUCAGCAGCAGCAACAAAAGCCGCCGAAACGAUUAUCUAGCUCGUCAGUUGAGGCUGAACAAGCAAACACCACAAAUCCAACCCGUCGAACGCCCGCGAAAGCUUUGGCCAAUAUUUUGACCUAUGAAAAGUUUAAAAUACGCAAUCAAAUAAAAAUGCGAAUGGAAAAAACAGUGAAGAAAGAACCGGGAAGUCCCAGUCAGGAGGCGCUGCAAGAAUGUCUUAUGGCGGAGUUGAAAAAAUUAGUAAAAGACGCUAACGAUAUGCGGGAGUUUCGGCAGUUCUUGGAAGAGCGUCUAAAGCGCAUUGAUCCGUGUCCAUAUGAAAACUACGUUCUUACGUUUCCUGCGGAAUAAUUUCAGUAUACAUUUAUGUUACUGUGUAAAAAUAUUAAAAGGCGACUUAUAAAGUUCACAUUUUAGUUAAUAUAUUUACAUUUAAACAAC